Molecule: messenger RNA, 711 nt
Organism: Rotaria sordida
Lineage: Eukaryota; Metazoa; Rotifera; Eurotatoria; Philodinida; Philodinidae
Source: the annotation of a GenBank genome assembly
AUGCCUCCCCCGUGUACCAUCGAAACAUGCAAACGUAAAUCGCGAGCAUUAUGUCAUUGUUGCAGCAAGAAUCUUUGUCUUGAUCAUUUGAAAGAACAUGAUGAUUCAAUCAAUUCUCAAAUAAAUACUCUUGCUGAUGAAAUUAAUACUUUUGAAAAUCAAUUGUCAACAUUAAAUGUUGAUGAAGUUAUUAGCAAAUGUCGUCAAAAAUUGGAUAAAUGGCGUCAUGAUUGUUAUAUUAUAAUCGAUCGUUUUUAUGAAGAAAAAUGUCAAGAACUACAACAACGUUGUGUUCAACAAGCAGAUCAAAAACGAAAAAAAAUUCAUCAAUUUAAAUUAAAAACAAAUGAACUUAUUCGAGAACAAGAAGCUACACAUGACGAUAUUUCUUCAUUGAAAGCAACUAUUGAUGGUAUCAAGCAUGACGUUAACCAAUAUGAAGAAAACGGCAUUUUAGUUGAUGUUCAUCCUUUAAUUAUUAACCAAAAUUUAGUUUAUAUUGAAGAAUUGACAUCAGAUGAACUUGAUAUAUCAACCCUUUCGUCUCCUUACCGAACAAUCGAUUGUUUCAAUGAUAAUUGGCCUGUAUUAGCUAGCAACAAUCAGUUUUUACUAUUAGAUCAAUAUCCAAAUUUAUGUUUAUUUAAUAAGGAAUUGACUCUUCUAAAACAAUCUCCAUGGAAAUAUGAUCGCAUUCCUGAUAUGUGUUGA